Messenger RNA from Talaromyces amestolkiae, 1110 nucleotides. RefSeq lists its product as uncharacterized. Lineage: Eukaryota; Fungi; Ascomycota; Eurotiomycetes; Eurotiales; Trichocomaceae. The record is from RefSeq and is a predicted model, not a curated record. The coding region runs from base 1 to 1110 and encodes 369 amino acids. Gene Ontology annotation, molecular function: alcohol dehydrogenase (NADP+) activity; zinc ion binding. The transcript has a single exon. Gene Ontology annotation, biological process: alcohol metabolic process.
AUGUCCGAUACAUUUAAAGGCUGGGUCGCCCACAACGCCACCGGCCCCCUAACAUACACAACCUUCACUCCCAAACCCUUCACCCCAACCGACAUCGAAGUCCGGGUGAGCCACUGCGGUAUCUGCGGCACAGAUCUUCACACUCUGCGUUCCGGCUGGGCGCCUGCCGACUACCCCUGCGUCGUGGGCCACGAAAUCAUUGGUACCGUAGUCCGCGUCGGUGCGGGGGUUGCGUCGCUCCCUUCUUCUUCUGCAUCGAGGCAGAUACGUGUUGGCGACCGCGUCGGGGUCGGCGCGCAGAGUGAUUCCUGUCUGAAGGCUGACUGUGAGGCGUGUGCGGAUGGACUAGAGAAUUACUGUCCACGUAUAGUGGGCACAUAUAAUGCGCGAUACCGUGACGCUGAUAAGAGUAAAUCGUACGGCGGGKAUGCGGACUACUGGCGGGGACCGGCGCAUUUUGUAUUCAGGAUUCCGGAUUCGUUGCCGUCGGCUGAAGCGGCGCCAUUGUUGUGUGGUGGUGUUACUGUCUUUCGGCCCUUGAAGAGAUAUCGUGCCGGCCCCGGAAGGAGUGUUGGUAUUAUCGGGGUAGGUGGAUUGGGCCAUUUGGGGAUCUUGUUUGCGAAGGCGUUGGGUUGUGAUCGCGUUGUCGCUAUUUCGAGGACGUCGAGUAAACGCAAAGAUGCAGUUGAAGGGUUAGGCGCGGAUGUUUUCAUUGCUACGGAAGAAGAGGAGAAAUGGGCAAGGACGUAUUCGCGCACGCUCGAUUUGAUUAUCUGUACAGUGGACUCGCCGAAAUUACCGUUAGCCCAGUACUUGCGUCUGCUCAAGGUUGGAGGCACGUUUGUUCAGGUCGGGGCUCCUGAGGGUCCUCUUCCGGGGUUACCGGCGUGGUCUUUGAUUCAGAAAGAGGUGCAAGUGACGGGGUCGAAUAUUGGGUCACCGGAUGAUAUAAGAGAGAUGUUGCAGUUGGCUGCUGAGAAGAGAGUAUACCCUUGGAUUCAGAAGAGGCCGAUGAGUGAUGUGAAUGCUGCGUUGGCGGAUAUGGAUGCUGGAAAGGCGCGGUAUCGGUAUGUGUUGGAGAAUGAUGUAAAGUUUGAGGCGAGACUAUAG